Pediculus humanus corporis (human body louse) is the source of this 1236-nucleotide messenger RNA. RefSeq names its product protein phosphatase 1 regulatory subunit SDS22, putative. NCBI's taxonomy places the organism in Eukaryota, Metazoa, Arthropoda, Insecta, Psocodea, Pediculidae. The transcript is spliced from 3 exons. Gene Ontology annotation, cellular component: cytoplasm. Bases 1 to 1236 code for a protein of 411 amino acids. The record is from RefSeq and is a predicted model, not a curated record. Gene Ontology annotation, molecular function: protein binding.
AUGACGAGACUCUUACUCGAAAAAGUCGUGCCCUACGAACACAAAUCCCUGACUUUGAAAAAAGCCGGAGAAUGUUUGGGAAUAUUGGGAAAAAUAUGGAAUUUAUCGGAACAUUCGUCUGCGGCGGCGGCGACGACGACGACGAACCCGAAUGUAUUCCCCCUUAACGAAUUGUGCGAUAAAGAAUCGGAAUGUAAACUCAUGGACAUGGAAGGCUACGUUGACGACUAUCAAUAUUUACACAUGGAAGCCAAAGACAUGUGUCUCACGGACGUGACCAUUCUACCAAAAUAUUUCGUCUGGUUGCUUUCCGUCGAUCUGUCGGGGAAUUUAUUAACGAACGAAACGUCUUGUCCCGUCACCAAACUUCCAAACAUUGUCGCACUCAAAUUGAACAGGAAUAAUUUCAACGAUCCUUACAUGCCCCCCAUGAAACACCUACAGUACCUCGGACUCAACAACAACAGGAUAAAAUCCUUGCACAGAAUAUAUCAUCCCAAUUUGGAAACUCUGGAUUUAAAUUAUAAUCACGUGAGAGAUGUGGAUCCGAGAGAUUGUUGGAAAUUACCCAAAUUAACGCAAUUGGAACUCCGCGGAAAUCUUUUACAAACGACCGAAGGAAUACAAUAUCAAUCUCUCGUGAAUCUUUACCUGGCACAAAAUAAAAUAACGGAAUUGAGAGGAUUUGAAAUUUUAAUCAAUUUAGAAAGGUUGCAUUUGCGAGAGAAUCCCCUUUCGGAUUUGACGGGAUUCACGAAAUCCAACGUCAAAUUGAAAUAUUUAAACGUGAGAAAGUGCGAAAUAGGAAACGUGGAAGAAUUUAAAAAAUUAUCCGUACUCGCGGGACUCAAAGAACUCGUGAUCAAAGGCAACGUUUUCAAUGCGGAACCGGGCGAAGAAGCACAAUCGGACGAAAACAACGAGAAUGAAAGUGAAAAUGAAGAACAAGAUGGAGGAAGAAGAGGAGCAGAAGAAGAACAAGAAGUGGAAGAGGAGGAAGGCAAAAGCAAACGAAAAAACAAAGGAAAUAAAACCGAAAACGAUGAUGAUUACGGUGUUGGUGACGGUGAUAAAACAAACGAAGAAUCGGAUAUGGAAGAAGAAGAAAUGGAAAACCGUUUAAAAAUUUUAAGUUAUUUACCCCAUCUCCAUAGAAUAGACAAAAGAAUCGUAACGGAAACGGAAAGACAAAUGAUGAGAGAAAUGAUUGAAGAUGAGGAAGAGGAAGAAGAAUAA